Messenger RNA from Linderina pennispora, 3606 nucleotides. RefSeq names its product DNA-directed RNA polymerase I subunit RPA2. The coding region runs from base 1 to 3606 and encodes 1201 amino acids. Gene Ontology annotation, cellular component: nucleus; RNA polymerase I complex. Lineage: Eukaryota; Fungi; Kickxellomycota; Kickxellomycetes; Kickxellales; Kickxellaceae. Gene Ontology annotation, biological process: DNA-templated transcription. Gene Ontology annotation, molecular function: ribonucleoside binding; DNA-directed RNA polymerase activity; DNA binding. The transcript has 5 exons. The record is from RefSeq and is a predicted model, not a curated record.
AUGCCCAGCCUGUACCUGAUCACUAAUCUGCAUGUAAUCAAGGUCAAGAAGCAGGUGGUGUUCGAUGGCAAGGGCGACCACGACAGCCCGCUGGGCAACAAGAUCACGUACUGGGUGGACGACAUGCACCUGGACUACCCGUCGCUGACGGCGCGCGAGACCAAGUCGUCGAACCGUCUGGUAUACCCGACGGAGUGCCGACAGCGCAGCGUGACGUACCGUGGACGCAUCUACGGCAAGCUGCACAUUCAGGUGAACGACAAUAACGAGAUUGUCGAGGAGCGCAAUUUCGGACUGCUGCCGGUGAUGGUGCGGUCGAACCGAUGCAAUCUGCAGAAGAUGGGGCCGGCGGACCUGAUCCGGCAUCACGAGGAGCCCGAGGAGAUGGGCGGGUACUUUGUUGUGAACGGUAACGAGAAGGUGAUCCGUCUGCUGGUGGCGCCGCGUCGCAACCACGUGGUGGCGAUCCAGCGGCCGUCGUACGGCAACCGUGGCCCGGGGUUCACACCGUAUGCAACGCAGAUUCGCUGUGUGCGGCGCGACCAGACGUCGCAGACGCUGACCAUGCACUAUCUGACGACCGGUAACCUGCUGCUGCGCUUCUCGAUCCGCAAGCAGGAGUACCUGGUGCCGGUGUCGCUGCUGAUGCGCGCGCUGGUGGGGGCCAACGACAAGGAGAUCUUCGAGACGAUUGUGGGCGGAGAUGCGGAGAACAUUUUUGUGCGUGACCGUGUUGAGCUGCUGCUCCGGUCUGGCAAGGAGUUCAAUGUGUACACGCGCGACCAGGCGCUGGCGUACAUUGGUGACAAGUUCCGUGUCAUUAUGUAUGCGCCCGACGACAUGUCCAACAUUGACGUGGGACGGCGUCUGCUGCAGAACGUCAUCAUGGUGCACCUGAACGACGACCGCGACAAGUUCAACAUGCUGGCGCAUAUGGUGCGCAAGAUGUACGCGCUGGUGAGCGGCGAGUGCCAGGAGGACAACCCUGAUACGCAGCAGCUGCAGGAGGAGAAGAUCGAGGACUACCUUCUGGGCGUGCGCCAGGAGAUCAUGCGCGACGUGCGCAGCGGCAAGGUUGAUCUGUACAACAACCGGUACCUGCAGCGCGUGUUUGGGCGUGUGUCAUGCGACAUCGGCAUGAAGGCGCAGUACUUUUUGGCCACGGGUAACCUGGUCAGCAAGUCGGGCCUGGACAUGCAGCAGGUGUCUGGGUACACAAUCAUUGCCGAGAAGCUGAACUUUUUGCGCUACAUGUCGCACUUCCGCUGCAUCCACCGUGGUGCGUUCUUCGCCGAGCUCAAGACCACUGGAGUGCGCAAGCUUCUGCCCGAGGGCUGGGGUUUCAUGUGCCCGGUCCACACGCCCGAUGGUUCGCCGUGCGGUCUGCUGAACCAUCUGGCGCACAAGUGCGAGCUGACGACGCAGGUUGAGGACACCAGCGACGUGGAGCGGGUGCUGAUGCGGCUCGGCGUUGCGCCCGGCAUGCCGCGCCCGGCGCAGAAGGACGCGAGUCUGCUGUCGGUUCAGCUCGACGGGCGUAUCAUUGGAUACUGCACGCACCCGCUGCAGGCGCACCGUGCGCGCUCGGGCUCGGCCAAGGCCAGCGGCUCGGCGGCAAUGAACAUUCCGUAUACGAUGGAGAUCGGAUACGUGCCGCAGUCGCACGGUGGCCAGCUGCCGGGACUGUUCCUGUUUACGACGCCGGCUCGGUUCACGCGCCCAGUGACAUAUCUGGCCACCAAGGACGUUGACUAUGUGGGCAGCUUCGAGCAGGUGUACAUGGACAUUGCGUGCAUGGACCAGGAUGUGCGUCCUGGACUGACGACGCACCAGGAGGUGCUGCCGACGCAUAUGCUAUCGGCAGUGGCGAACUUCACGCCGUUCUGCGACUUCAACCAGUCGCCGCGUAACAUGUACCAGGCGCAGAUGGGUAAGCAGACCAUGGGGUCGCCGAUGCAGUCGUAUCCGUAUAGAACCGACAACAAGCUGUACCGAAUCCAGAACGGGCAGACGCCAAUCUGCCGGCCGCGCGUGUACGACGACUACGGCGUCGACGGAUACCCGAACGGCAACAACGCAGUGGUGGCAGUCAUCUCGUACACGGGAUAUGACAUGGAGGAUGCGAUGAUUCUCAACAAGAGCGCGCACGAGCGCGGCUUCGGGUACGGGUCGAUCUACAAGACCGAGUACGUGGACCUGGGCAAGUUCCGCAAGUCGGGCGACCCGAUCACGACGCACUUUGGGCUGGGGCCGGAUGUGCUGCACGACACGUCGCUGAACGACCGCAUUGACGUGGACGGGCUGCCGUUCCCUGGAAUCCGGGUGACCAACGGCGACACUCUGUAUGGCGUGAUUGACGAUGUGCGUGGGCGCACCAAGAUCAUGAAGUACAAGGGCGAGGAUGGGUUUGUGGAGUCGGUGCGGCUGCUGGCGUCCAGCAUGGAGGACGAGCUGCAGACGGUGGCGAUCACGUUCCGGAUUCCGCGCUCGCCAGUCAUUGGCGACAAGUUCUCGUCUAGGCACGGGCAGAAGGGUGUGUGCUCGGUCAAGUUCCCGGCCACCGACAUGCCAUUCACCGAGUCGGGAAUGCAGCCGGACGUCAUCAUCAACCCGCACGCGUUCCCGUCGCGUAUGACCAUCGGCAUGUUCGUCGAGUCGAUUGCAGCCAAGGCCGGUGCAUUGCACGGAGUGUGCCAGGACGCGACCCCGUUCACGUUCGACGAGACCAACACGGCGGCCGACUACUUUGGCGAGCAGCUCAGGCAGGCCGGAUACAACUACCACGGCAAUGAGCCGAUGUACUCGGGUGUCACCGGACAGGAGAUGCGUGCCGACAUUUACAUUGGCGUGGUAUAUUACCAGCGCCUGCGUCACAUGGUCAACGACAAGUACCAGGUGCGCACAACGGGCCCGAUCAACCCGCUGACGCAGCAGCCGAUCAAGGGCAGGAAGCGCGGUGGCGGUAUCCGUCUAGGCGAGAUGGAGCGCGAUGCGCUGAUUGCCCAUGGCGCGGCGUACUUUUUGCAGGACCGUCUGCUCAACUGCUCUGACUACUCGCUGGCGUACGUCUGCAAGUGCUGCGGCUCAAUGCUGGCGCCGGUGGCCGUGCCUGCGUCCUCGCAUACUGUCGAUCUGACCAAGGGCAAGGCUGGCAGGGCAUUGUCGGCGGCCGAGGCUCGGGCGAUUAUGAGCGCAGCCAAUGGCCCCCGCAUGGGCAAGGGUCCGUUGGACCUCGUCUGCAGGCUGUGCCAGAACGCCGACGGCAUCACCAUGGUUGCGCUGCCGUUCGUGUUCCGGUACCUGGCCACAGAGCUGAUGUCGAUGAACAUGAAGCUCAAGCUUGAUGUCAAAACGCAGGCGCUUCGGUCGGCGAAUUCGACGCUGCGGCGGCGCUGGUUGUCGAGCAAGCCGGCGCUGGAGGACAUCGGGGUGUUCCGGGCGUACGGGCGUCCCGUAGUGACGAUAUUUCUGUGGAGCACAAUCACGUACAUGUCGUUCCAGGCGGUCUGGAGCAAGCUCUACUUCGACGAGGUGCGGCUCGAGACUGAAGCCAAGAUCGAUGCGCUGCAGGGUGAGCUUGCUGAGCUCCAGAGCCGGCAGGAGUAA